AUGCAGAGCAGCCGUAAGGACGAUGUGGUGGGUGGGAGCAUACCGGGGUCAAAGAUCACCCUUACGGUGGAUGCCACCACAGGGCAGAUCCAAAGCACGGUCGUGUGGACUGAGGCCCCACACGACGUGCACAUCCACUUGGCCUGUAGCGCCCACAAGCUGGGCCUGGCGGUGGACACCAUGGCGGGGUUGGGCGAUCGGGUUUCCCGACAUGGUGGUGGCCGCUUGAGCCUCAAGCCGGUGGAUAGUGCCAAGGAGGCAUGGCGGGAGCGUGGGUUUUCCGCUUCCGCCAUCUCCGGCACUUGGGAGAAGCUCGUCCCUCCCAAGCCGCGAGCACCCCUGCUACCCACACGCCCACCCUCCGCCCUGCUACCCACACGCCCACCCCCGACACCACAACACUCCGCACUCCCGCCAGCUGGUCCGCCACCGAUGGCUCCACCAUCACCCACUACACGGGGAGCAUCGCCUCAGCCACCAGACCCGUUGCGAGGACAUCUGGAGGCAACUCGGAGUGUAGCAGAGGUUGAGGCGUUUCGGGCAACUGCGGGGACAGGUGGUUCUGCAGCAAUCCCUGCUGCGGCCUCGGCAGGCAGCGACAGCGCGGAUGUCAUCGUGCAGCAGCUCCGCAUGGCGCGGUCCUUGUCUGAAGAUGUGUGCGGCAACCAGGCCUUGCUCGAGCAAGUGGCCGAGAUGGGCAGCAUGGCCGGAGUCAAUCCUCGCUUUCGCGGAAAAGGGGAUCUCGUGGAGGGUGGCGUCGACCUGCUGAUGAUUGAGACGGUCUUCGACACGCAGAACUGCAAGGCGGCCAUCUUGGCAGUGGACCAGUACUUCAUCGAGUCAAAGAAGGAGCGGCUGCGAGUCAUGCUUGGCGCAACGGUCGUGGACAACAGCGGCCGCACGCUCUCUGGCCAGACCAUCGAGGCCGUCUACGUUAGUGUGAAGCGUGCGCAGCCCUUCACCGUUGGCAUUAACUGUGCCCACUGUGCCCUGGGUGCGGCUCAGAUGAAGGGCUCCUACAAGAAGCUCUGCGACAUGAACUCAGCCUGGUGCCACGUCUGCCCCCGUGCUGGCCUGCCUAAUGCCAUGGGCGGCUAUGACGAAGACCCCGAGAUCUUCUUUAGCAACAUCCUGGACUACGCCAAGGAUCUCAUCCUGAACUUCGUCGGUGGCCGCUGCGGCACCUUCCCUUCCCAGAUCGCGGCUGUCCGCAAGAAGGUGAAGGACUGCCCAGUGCGCAAGCUUCCAGAGCUGCCCAAGUAUCCCAGCAUGAUGUUGUCCGGCCUGGAGCCCUGCCACGUGACCGCUGAGGCAGGCUUCCAGUGGGUCGGCCAUGGCAUGGAGGUUUGCAUUGCUCAGUGCGAGAAGAAAGCGGACAUUCUCGAUUUCAACUUCGACUCGGACCUGAUCGAUGGGCAGUCGGCCAUCAGCAAGUUCAUGAGGCCCGGCAUCACCGAGCCCACCGUGGCCAAGCUACCCUUCAUGAUUGACUCCUCCAAGUGGCCUGUGGUCGAGGAGGGCCUCAAAUGCCUUCAGGGCAAGUGCGUCGUGAAUUCGAUCUCACUGAAGGUCGUCGAGGAAGAAUUUCUUCGUCAAGCGAAGCUUUGCAUGCGCUAUGGCGCAGCCGUCGUCAUCAUGGCCUUCGAUGAGAAGGGUCUGGCAGCCACCUUCGAGGACAAGGUUCGCAUCUGCCAGCACAGCUACAAGUGCCUGCGUGAGAACAUCGACUUCCCCCGAGAGGAUAUCAUCUUCGAUUGCAACGUGCUGACCAUUAACAAGCGCACCUGCCCAUGCGUCUCCUUCUCCGGUGGCUUGAGCAACCUGUCUUUCUCUUUCCGCGGCUUGAACUCCCUCCGGGAUGCCAUGCACAGCGUGUACGAAGCCAUUGAGCCCAAGACCCGCGAAGAAGUGAUUCUGAACAAGUCGGCGGACGGCAAUCAUGUCGAGCUCUUCCUGGAGUAUGCGGAGCAGGUGAGGAAGCCUCCGGCUCCCGCUCCUGCUGGGCCUGUAUUGAAGAUCGAGAAAUCUGCGGCAGCGGCAGAGCACUUUCCUCAGAUUUUUUCUAGCCUUAAGGAGACAGUCACGUGUGAAGCUGAGCAUGUUCAGCCGAAAGCCGGCUGCAAAGUCGUGGACCCCUGCCGUGUCGAAAGUCCUCAAGAGACCCAGAAGGUUGCCGAGAAGAUCGAGUGCAAGACCCCAACACCCACGGAGGUGAUCAACUACUUCAAUGGUGAGUUGAAGAAGUGCAUCUGCUUCCUGGAUGGAGGCAUGGGAACCCGCAUCCAGGCAGAAAACUUGGAGGAAGCAGAUUACCGUGAGGAUCAGUUCAAGGACUUCAGCGAGAAGGACAUCCACAAGGAGUACUUCCUGGCUGGCUCAGACAUCUGCGAGACCAACACCUUCAACGGCACGACCAUCUCGGAGGGCGAGUACAAGAUGCAGGCCGUUGUCCAUGAGAUGAACAAAGUGGGAGCACAGCUUGCGAAGAAGGCAGCAGGUGAGGUGACGAAGGAGGAGCGGCACAAGCCCCGAUUCGUGGCAGGUGCAGUUGGGCCCACCGGCCGCACCCUGAGCGAGUCGCCCAGUGUGGAGGAUCCAUCCUUCCGCAGUGUGAUUUGGGACGAGCUUGUGGAGUCCUACAAGCAGCAGGCGGCCAUCUUGGCAGUGGACCAGUACUUCAUCGAGUCGAAGAAGGCCGUCUACGUUAGUGUGAAGCAUGCGCAGCCCUUCACCGUUGGCAUUAACUGUGCCCUGGGUGCGGCUCAGAUGAAGGGCUCCUACAAGAAGCUCUGCGACAUGAACUCAGCCUGGUGCCACGUCUGCCCCAGUGCUGGCCUGCCUAAUGCCAUGGGCGGCUAUGACGAAGACCCCGAGAUCUUCUUUAGCAACAUCCUGGACUACGCCAAGGAUCUCAUCCUGCGGCACCUUCCCUUCCCAGAUCGCUUCCAGUGGGUCGGCGAGCGAUGCAACCUGAUGGGCUCGGCCAAAUUCAAGAAGCUGGUGGAUGCCUACAAGUGGGAUGAGGCCAAGCUACCCUUCAUGAUUGACUCCUCCAAGUGGCCUGUGGUCGAGGAGAGCCUCCAAUGCGUUCAGGGCAAGUGCGUCGUGAAUUCGAUCUCACUGAAGGUCUGCGAGGAAGAGUUUCUUCGUCAAGCGAAGCUUUGCAUGCGCUAUGGCGCAGCCGUCGUCAUCACGGCCUUCGAUGAGAAGGGUCAGGCAGCCACCUUCGAGUUCAAGGUUCGCAUCUGCCAGCGCAGCUACAAGUGCCUGCGUGAGAACAUCGACUUCCCCCGAGAGGAUAUCAUCUUCGAUUGCAACGUGCUGACCAUUAACAAGCGCACCUGCCCAUGCGUCUCCUUCUCCGGUGGCUUGAGCAACCUGUCUUUCUCUUUCCCCGGCUUGAACUCCCUCCGGGAUGCCAUGCACAGCGUGUACGAAGACAUUGAGCCCAAGACCCGCGAAGAAGUGAUUCUGAACAAGUCGGCGGACGGCAAUCAUGUCGAGCUCUUCCUGGAGUAUGCGGAGCAGGUGAGGAAGCCUCCAGCUCCCGCUCCUGCUGGGCCUGUAUUGAAGAUCGAGAAAUCUGCGGCAGCGGCAGAGCACUUUCCUCAGAUUUUUUCUAGCCUUAAGGAGACAGUCACGUGUGAAGCUGAGCAUGUUCAGCCGAAAGCCGGCUGCAAAGUCGUGGACCCCUGCCGUGUCGAAAGUCCUCAAGAGACCCAGAAGGUUGCCCAGAAGAUCGAGUGCAAGACCCCAACACCCACGGAGGUGAUCAAGUACUUCAAUGGUGAGUUGAAGAAGUGCAUCUGCUUCCUGGAUGGAGGCAUGGGAACCCGCAUCCAGGCAGAAAACUUGGAGGAAGCAGAUUACCGUGAGGAUCAGUUCAAGGACUUCAGCGAGAAGGACAUCCACAAGGAGUACUUCCUGGCUGGCUCAGACAUCUGCGAGACCAACACAUUCAACGGCACGACCAUCUCGCAGGGCGAGUACAAGAUGCAGGCCGUUGUCCAUGAGAUGAACAAAGUGGGAGCACAGCUUGCGAAGAAGGCAGCAGCUGAGGUGACGAAGGAGGAGCGGCACAAGCCCCGAUUCGUGGCAGGUGCAGUUGGGCCCACCGGCCGCACCCUGAGCGAGUCGCCCAGUGUGGAGGAUCCAUCCUUCCGCAGUGUGAUUUGGGACGAGCUUGUGGAGCCCUACAAGCAGCAGGCGGCCAUCUUGGCAGUGGACCAGUACUUCAUCGAGUCGAAGAAGGCCGUCUACGUUAGUGUGAAGCAUGCGCAGCCCUUCACCGUUGGCAUUAACUGUGCCCUGGGUGCGGCUCAGAUGAAGGGCUCCUACAAGAAGCUCUGCGACAUGAACUCAGCCUGGUGCCAUGUCUGCCCCAGUGCUGGCCUGCCUAAUGCCACGGGCGGCUAUGACGAAGACCCCGAGAUCUUCUUUAGCAACAUCCUGGACUGCCCAGUGCGCAAGCUUCCAGAGCUGCCCAAGUACCCCAGCGUGAUGUUGUCCGGCCUGGAGCCCUGCCACGUGACCGCUGAGGCAGGCUUCCAGUGGGUCGGCGAGCGAUGCAACCUGAUGGGCUCGGCCAAAUUCAAGAAGCUGGUGGAUGCCUACAAGUGGGAUGAGGCCAUGGCAUGGAGGUUUGCGUCGGCCAGCCAAGCCGAGGAGGGCCUCCAAUGCGUUCAGGGCAAGUGCGUCGUGAAUUCGAUCUCACUGAAGGUCUGCGAGGAAGAGUUUCUUCGUCAAGCGAUGCUUUGCAUGCGCUAUGGCGCAGCCGUCGUCAUCACGGCCUUCGAUGAGAAGGGUCAGGCAGCCACCUUCGAGGACAAGGUUCGCAUCUGCCAGCGCAGCUACAAGUGCCUGCGUGAGAACAUCGACUUCCCCCGAGAGGAUAUCAUCUUCGAUUGCAACGUGCUGACCAUUAACAAGCGCACCUGCCCAUGCGUCUCCUUCUCCGGUGGCUUGAGCAACCUGUCUUUCUCUUUCCGCGGCUUGAACUCCCUCCGGGAUGCCAUGCACAGCGUGCCGGGGCAAAGUACGGAGCGGAGCCUGGAGGGGCCUCUCCCGCAAACGGACAUGGAGGAGAACACUCGCAAGCUGGCGGAAGAGGUGAUCCUGAACCAGCCUGCAGAUGGCACGCACGCAGGAAGCCUAGACACCAGCCUGCCCAGCUGCGGUAUUUGCGGAUCAGAACGUGCUGUCUUGCUGUCUUGGUCCUUGUGCCUGCAGGUCGAGCGCUUCCUGGAGCACGCAGAGGCCGACUCCGUGCUGUCUGUCUCAAAGGGUAUAAAAGGUCCCAAGAUAUCUCACAAGACGGAACGCAAUUUCGCACCAGAGGCUGUCCGCAAGCCUGCCCCGACUGCGGGCGCUGCUGCAGGUGGUGCUCCCGCCAAGGCAGGCUUCACAAGUCUCAAGUCGCCUCGCAGCCAGCCAGAAGCAAAGGAUGCCUGGCGAAAUGGGCGAAAUGGCACAUUCACAGAGCGUCUGCACUGCGGGCAGCGGCCUUGGCCAAGAUGCUACGUCCCCGUCCCCCACAAGCAUGACUCGUGUGGCAUUGUGCCGGAGAGGCUGAUCAACGGUAUCGACAAGUUCAUUGAGGGGGAUACCGAGGAGGCCCGGGCCGAACUGCAAGUCCCGCUGCGUGUCAUCGAGGGGCCGCUGAUGGAAGGCCUGUGGCUUUGCUUCACUCUCAACAUCGCGAGUCUCUGCACCUUGCAGGUCAUCAGGAGCGCGCGGGUCAUGAAGAAGGCCAAGUGGCCAGAGAUUGACAUCGAGAAAGUGGAUGUCAUUGGACUUUCCGGGCCUGAGCAGAUGAAGGCGCGUGGCAUGAAGGCGCCGUUGAUGAUCGGUGGCGCCACCACAACGAAUCGGCACACGGCGGUGAAGAUCACUGCCAAGUACAACAACGGCGUGAUUCACGUUGAUACCUCGGGUCACAGCCGGUAUGUCCAGGGCAUGUCAGCGUCACAAACGGUCUGCCUUACCGUUGUGUUCGCCAACUUGCUGCUCUGGCUGACCAGGUCCGUGGACAAACAAACGUACAAGGAGGAAUAUGCGGAAAUCAGGGUUGAAUACUACGCGACUUUGAUCGACAAGAAGUGGAAGUCGCUGAAGGAGGCGCAGUCCAAGAAGCCACAGCUGGGGAAGCAUCGGUCGCUCAAGCUUGUCCGAAUCCCGUCGGGAUCGCGGGAUCGCUUCCGCCGAGCGUCGCUUGGGGGGCAUCCUGUCGACGAGGUGCCGGUGCUGAUUUUCCACUGGGGUCUGCCAGAAAUUACUUCGGCCUCUACAAGAGCGCACUUCUUCGAGAGGCGGGUUCAGCAGCUUGCAGUGGGAAUGGUCCCCAGCAAAUGGCGCCGAAAGGCAGCCAGUUUAAAGCUGACGGAUGAGAAGCUGUCCCUGACCGCCAAUUCAUCUGUGUCGGCCCUUGUCUUCGUGCAUCCGGCCAAGUACUUCUCGGUUGGCCAGGUCAGCGUUGACCAGGUGCAGCCUGGACCUCAGUCCUAUUCGGAGCGCCGCGGCGAGGCCGGCGUGGAGGGGACAGAGCGGUGGCUUGGGAGCACCGUGUUGGGCUACGAGAAGCGAAAACGAGAGAAGGCUUGCAGGUGCCAGCAAGGUGGUAGGCAGUCCACGGUUAGAACGUGGGCCAAUUCAUCCACAGAUGCCAACUUCAAGGAGUUGCUAGGAGAAGCUGAGCUGUCCACGACUCGAAUGUGGGCUCGCAAAUGCUACUGGGAGCUGAACAGCGAGCCGGAUCCGCCUGUCAUUCAACAGGGACGCAGCUUGCGUCAUCAGGCUCGCUCGUCAAAGCCCAUCAACAACAAUCUGAAGCUAUUUACCGCUGAGCUCGUCUCAUGCGGCGGAGCCCACGGACGCAGCCGCGUCAUCGGGAAAACUGAAAGAGCCCAGUCGUCCCAUGGUUCACUGAACGAUCUGAAUCCACCUACCAACAAGCGCAUAGUAUGCGCAUCCAAUGUAAUUAGCAGGGCCAGUGGGUGCAACGAUUUGAACCUUAACGACGACUACGUGAAGGAUGUGGUGGGUGGGAGCAUACCGGGGUCAAAGAUCACCCUUACGGUGGAUGCCACCACAGGGCAGAUCCAAAGCACGGUCGUGUGGACUGAGGCCCCACACGACGUGCACAUCCACUUGGCCUGUAGCGCCCACAAGCUGGGCCUGGCGGUGGACACCAUGGCGGGGUUGGGCGAUCGGGUUUCCCGACAUGGUGGUGGCCGCUUGAGCCUCAAGCCGGUGGAUAGUGCCAAGGAGGCAUGGCGGGAGCGUGGGUUUUCCGCUUCCGCCAUCUCCGGCACUUGGGAGAAGCUCGCGGAUGUCAUCGUGCAGCAGCUCCGCAUGGCGCGGUCCUUGUCUGAAGAUGUGUGCGGCAACCAGGCCUUGCUCGAGCAAGUGGCCGAGAUCGGCAGCAUGGCCGGAGUCAAUCCUCGCUUUCGCGGAAAAGGGGAUCUCGUGGAGGGUGGCGUCGACCUGCUGAUGAUUGAGACGGUCUUCGACACGCAGAACUGCAAGGCGGCCAUCUUGGCAGUGGACCAGUACUUCAUCGAGUCAAAGAAGGAGCGGCUGCGAGUCAUGCUUAGCGCAACGGUCGUGGACAACAGCGGCCGCACGCUCUCUGGCCAGACCAUCGAGGCCGUCUACGUUAGUGUGAAGCGUGCGCAGCCCUUCACCGUUGGCAUUAACUGUGCCCACUGUGCCCUGGGUGCGGCUCAGAUGAAGGGCUCCUACAAGAAGCUCUGCGACAUGAACUCAGCCUGGUGCCACGUCUGCCCCCGUGCUGGCCUGCCUAAUGCCAUGGGCGGCUAUGACGAAGACCCCGAGAUCUUCUUUAGCAACAUCCUGGACUACGCCAAGGAUCUCAUCCUGAACUUCGUCGGUGGCUGCUGCGGCACCUUCCCUUCCCAGAUCGCGGCUGUCCGCAAGAAGGUGAAGGACUGCCCAGUGCGCAAGCUUCCAGAGCUGCCCAAGUAUCCCAGCAUGAUGUUGUCCGGCCUGGAGCCCUGCCACGUGACCGCUGAGGCAGGCUUCCAGUGGGUCGGCCAUGGCAUGGAGGUUUGCAUUGCUCAGUGCGAGAAGAAAGCGGACAUUCUCGAUUUCAACUUCGACUCGGACCUGAUCGAUGGGCAGUCGGCCAUCAGCAAGUUCAUGAGGCCCGGCAUCACCGAGCCCACCGUGGCCAAGCUACCCUUCAUGAUUGACUCCUCCAAGUGGCCCGUGGUCGAGGAGGGCCUCAAAUGUUUUCAGGGCAAGUGCGUCGUGAAUUCGAUCUCACUGAAGGUCGUCGAGGAAGAGUUUCUUCGUCAAGCGAAGCUUUGCAUGCGCUAUGGCGCAGCCGUCGUCAUCAUGGCCUUCGAUGAGAAGGGUCUGGCAGCCACCUUCGAGGACAAGGUUCGCAUCUGCCAGCACAGCUACAAGUGCCUGCGUGAGAACAUCGACUUCCCCCGAGAGGAUAUCAUCUUCGAUUGCAACGUGCUGACCAUUAACAAGCGCACCUGCCCAUGCGUCUCCUUCUCCGGUGGCUUGAGCAACCUGUCUUUCUCUUUCCGCGGCUUGAACUCCCUCCGCGAUGCCAUGCACAGCGUGUACGAAGACAUUGAGCCCAAGACCCGCGAAGAAGUGAUUCUGAACAAGUCGGCGGACGGCAAUCAUGUCGAGCUCUUCCUGGAGUAUGCGGAGCAGGUGAGGAAGCCUCCGGCUCCCGCUCCUGCUGGGCCUGUAUUGAAGAUCGAGAAAUCUGCGGCAGCGGCAGAGCACUUUCCUCAGAUUUUUUCUAGCCUUAAGGAGACAGUCACGUGUGAAGCUGAGCAUGUUCAGCCGAAAGCCGGCUGCAAAGUCGUGGACCCCUGCCGUGUCGAAAGUCCUCAAGAGACCCAGAAGGUUGCCGAGAAGAUCGAGUGCAAGACCCCAACACCCACGGAGGUGAUCAACUACUUCAAUGGUGAGUUGAAGAAGUGCAUCUGCUUCCUGGAUGGAGGCAUGGGAACCCGCAUCCAGGCAGAAAACUUGGAGGAAGCAGAUUACCGUGAGGAUCAGUUCAAGGACUUCAGCGAGAAGGAUGCCAACGGCAUCCCGUUCUCCCUGAAGGGUAAUAACGAUCGCCUCAUUUUCAGCAAGCCAGACAUGAUCAAGGACAUCCACAAGGAGUACUUCCUGGCUGGCUCAGACAUCUGCGAGACCAACACCUUCAACGGCACGACCAUCUCGCAGGGCGAGUACAAGAUGCAGGCCGUUGUCCAUGAGAUGAACAAAGUGGGAGCACAGCUUGCGAAGAAGGCAGCAGCUGAGGUGACGAAGGAGGAGCGGCACAAGCCCCGAUUCGUGGCAGGUGCAGUUGGGCCCACCGGCCGCACCCUGAGCGAGUCGCCCAGUGUGGAGGAUCCAUCCUUCCGCAGUGUGAUUUGGGACGAGCUUGUGGAGUCCUACAAGCAGCAGGCGGCCAUCUUGGCAGUGGACCAGUACUUCAUCGAGUCGAAGAAGGCCGUCUACGUUAGUGUGAAGCAUGCGCAGCCCUUCACCGUUGGCAUUAACUGUGCCCUGGGCGCGGCUCAGAUGAAGGGCUCCUACAAGAAGCUCUGCGACAUGAACUCAGCCUGGUGCCACGUCUGCCCCCGUGCUGGCCUGCCUAAUGCCAUGGGCGGCUAUGACGAAGACCCCGAGAUCUUCUUUAGCAACAUCCUGGACUACGCCAAGGAUCUCAUCCUGAACUUCGUCGGUGGCCGCUGCGGCACCUUCCCUUCCCAGAUCGCGGCUGUUCUGCAAGUUGGUGAAGGCAGGCUUCCAGUGGGUCGGCGAGCGAUGCAACCUGAUGGGCUCGGCUCCUCCAUGUGGCCUGUGGUCGAGGAGAGCCUCCAAUGCGUUCAGGGCAAGUGCGUCGUGAAUUCGAUCUCACUGAAGGUCUGCGAGGAAGAGUUUCUUCGUCAAGCGAAGCUUUGCAUGCGCUAUGGCGCAGCCGUCGUCAUCACGGCCUUCGAUGAGAAGGGUCAGGCAGCCACCUUCGAGGACAAGGUUCGCAUCUGCCAGCGCAGCUACAAGUGCCUGCGUGAGAACAUCGACUUCCCCCGAGAGGAUAUCAUCUUCGAUUGCAACGUGCUGACCAUUAACAAGCGCACCUGCCCAUGCGUCUCCUUCUCCGGUGGCUUGAGCAACCUGUCUUUCUCUUUCCGCGGCUUGAACUCCCUCCGGGAUGCCAUGCACAGCGUGUACGAAGACAUUGAACCCAAGACCCGCGAAGAAGUGAUUCUGAACAAGUCGGCGGACGGCAAUCAUGUCGAGCUCUUCCUGGAGUAUGCGGAGCAGGUGAGGAAGCCUCCAGCUCCCGCUCCUGCUGGGCCUGUAUUGAAGAUCGAGAAAUCUGCGGCAGCGGCAGAGCACUUUCCUCAGAUUUUUUCUAGCCUUAAGGAGACAGUCACGUGUGAAGCUGAGCAUGUUCAGCCGAAAGCCGGCUGCAAAGUCGUGGACCCCUGCCGUGUCGAAAGCCCUCAAGAGACCCAGAAGGUUGCCCAGAAGAUCGAGUGCAAGACCCCAACACCCACGGAGGUGAUCAACUACUUCAAUGGUGAGUUGAAGAAGUGCAUCUGCUUCCUGGAUGGAGGCAUGGGAACCCGCAUCCAGGCAGAAAACUUGGAGGAAGCAGAUUACCGUGAGGAUCAGUUCAAGGACUUCAGCGAGAAGGAUGCCAACGGCAUCCCGUUCUCCCUGAAGGGUAAUAACGAUCGCCUCAUUUUCAGCAAGCCAGACAUGAUCAAGGACAUCCACAAGGAGUACUUCCUGGCUGGCUCAGACAUCUGCGAGACCAACACCUUCAACGGCACGACCAUCUCGCAGGGCGAGUACAAGAUGCAGGCCGUUGUCCAUGAGAUGAACAAAGUGGGAGCACAGCUUGCGAAGAAGGCAGCAGCUGAGGUGACGAAGGAGGAGCGGCACAAGCCCCGAUUCGUGGCAGGUGCAGUUGGGCCCACCAGCCGCACCCUGAGCGAGUCGCCCAGUGUGGAGGAUCCAUCCUUCCGCAGUGUGAUUUGGGACGAGCUUGUGGAGCCCUACAAGCAGCAGGCGGCCAUCUUGGCAGUGGACCAGUACUUCAUCGAGUCGAAGAAGGCCGUCUACGUUAGUGUGAAGCAUGCGCAGCCCUUCACCGUUGGCAUUAACUGUGCCCUGGGUGCGGCUCAGAUGAAGGGCUCCUACAAGAAGCUCUGCGACAUGAACUCAGCCUGGUGCCAUGUCUGCCCCAGUGCUGGCCUGCCUAAUGCCACGGGCGGCUAUGACGAAGACCCCGAGAUCUUCUUUAGCAACAUCCUGGACUGCCCAGUGCGCAAGCUUCCAGAGCUGCCCAAGUACCCCAGCAUGAUGUUGUCCGGCCUGGAGCCCUGCCACGUGACCGCUGAGGCAGGCUUCCAGUGGGUCGGCGAGCGAUGCAACCUGAUGGGCUCGGCCAAAUUCAAGAAGCUGGUGGAUGCCUACAAGUGGGAUGAGGCCAUGGCAUGGAGGUUUGCGUCGGCCAAGCUACCCUUCAUGAUUGACUCCUCCGAGUGGCCUGUGGUCGAGGAGGGCCUCCAAUGCGUUCAGGGCAAGUGCGUCGUGAAUUCGAUCUCACUGAAGGUCUGCGAGGAAGAGUUUCUUCGUCAAGCGAUGCUUUGCAUGCGCUAUGGCGCAGCCGUCGUCAUCACGGCCUUCGAUGAGAAGGGUCAGGCAGCCACCUUCGAGGACAAGGUUCGCAUCUGCCAGCGCAGCUACAAGUGCCUGCGUGAGAACAUCGACUUCCCCCGAGAGGAUAUCAUCUUCGAUUGCAACGUGCUGACCAUUAACAAGCGCACCUGCCCAUGCGUCUCCUUCUCCGGUGGCUUGAGCAACCUGUCUUUCUCUUUCCGCGGCUUGAACUCCCUCCGGGAUGCCAUGCACAGCGUGCCGGGGCAAAGUACGGAGCGGAGCCUGGAGGGGCCUCUCCCGCAAACGGACAUGGAGGAGAACACUCGCAAGCUGGCGGAAGAGGUGAUCCUGAACCAGCCUGCAGAUGGCACGCACGUCGAGCGCUUCCUGGAGCACGCAGAGGCUGUCCGCAAGCCUGCCCCGACUGCGGGCGCUGCUGCAGGUGGUGCUCCCGCCAAGGAUGCCUGGCGAAAUGGGCGAAAUGGCACAUUCACAGAGCGUCUGCACUGCGGGCUGAUCAACGGUAUCGACAAGUUCAUUGAGGGGGAUACCGAGGAGGCCCGGGCCGAACUGCAAGUCCCGCUGCGUGUCAUCGAGGGGCCGCUGAUGGAAGGAGCUUUUUUUCACCUUUUCAGCCGGCCCAGCCGGCAGGUCAUCAGGAGCGCGCGGGUCAUGAAGAAGGCUGUGCGUGCUGAGGCCAGGUGA
This is a messenger RNA of Symbiodinium sp. CCMP2592, 12360 nucleotides long. The record is from the annotation of a GenBank genome assembly. Lineage: Eukaryota; Dinophyceae; Suessiales; Symbiodiniaceae.